Molecule: messenger RNA, 1846 nt
Organism: Alexandromys fortis (reed vole)
Lineage: Eukaryota; Metazoa; Chordata; Mammalia; Rodentia; Cricetidae
Gene: Avpr1a
Product: arginine vasopressin receptor 1A
Exons: 1
Biological process (GO): positive regulation of vasoconstriction; regulation of systemic arterial blood pressure by vasopressin; G protein-coupled receptor signaling pathway
Cellular component (GO): plasma membrane
Molecular function (GO): peptide binding; vasopressin receptor activity
Source: RefSeq, a predicted model, not a curated record
ACCCUGCUGCUGCGGCCUUUCUACAGUAACGCCUGUCAUCCUUACUGGUUCCCGCUGGACAUGUGGAAUAAAUAACCAAGGUAGAUUAUACGCGCCCCGCCGGAGGAGGGAAGGGUGCAAGUAGGUGGGUCUGAUCUGUUUGCGGGCAAAGGCAGGGUGACGAAGUCACCAGAAAAAGAGAUCCAUUUAAGUCACGCGGUUUUUACUCCCAAACAACGUGUAGCGGGAAACCAAGCAAGAGCGAGCGGAGAAUAAAAUCUGCGUGAGCGGUAGCCUAAGCGCGGAGCUGGGGAAACGCUGGGUCUGGGGGACCAGCCAGACCCCAAGUUCAGGUGCGCUCAGUUCGUAGUCAGCGGCGGCAGUAGACGCAGCUCUCUGAGGACACAUUUGCACUUGUUGAUGUCCUGCGUGGCUUUAAAUCGACUUGUAAAGGGGGCAGGAGCAAACCCUGAGGAGCCCAGAGAAGUUUGGGACAGAGCGGGAAAGCGCCUGGCUCUGCAAGGAAUCCAGGAGUCUCAGCUCCACCCCUGCUGCAAGAGAAGAGGACAAAUCACAAACGACUCGGAGGGGUGGGGGUUAGGGGUGUGGGGGCAGCUUCCAGCCAGUAGGACUUGAGGGAUCGCGUCCUGAGGCAGCCAAAGAGUAUAUCGGGAGCGCGGAGUGUCGGAAGCUCUCGGAACUAGCAGGAGCGGGGCCACGCACACAUCCGACCCCAAGCCGCUCGCUCGGCGCUCGUGGGAUUGCACAGCCGAGAGACCAAAAGGAGGAAGGACAACGCGCGGAGGAGCUUAGGACAGGGUUUCUCGGAGGCGGGAAGGAAGCAGCCCACGCGGGACAGGGCGUCCCGGGCGCUGCCCCGACAGCAUGAGUUUCCCGAGAGGUUCCUAUGAACGGGUUGCCAGCAACUCCAGCCCAUGGUGGCCUCUGAGCGCUGAGGAUGACAACAGCAGCCGGGAAGCAGCGGGGCACCAGAAAGGUAGCGACCCUCCUGGGGAUGGGGAUGUACGCAACGAAGAGCUGGCCAAACUGGAGAUCGCCGUGUUGGCGGUGAUUUUCGUGGUGGCGGUGCUGGGCAAUAGCAGUGUGCUGCUGGCUUUGCAUCGCACGCCACGCAAGACGUCCCGCAUGCACCUCUUCAUCCGACAUCUCAGUCUAGCCGACUUGGCGGUCGCCUUCUUCCAGGUGUUGCCGCAGCUGUGCUGGGACAUCACCUACCGCUUCCGCGGGCCGGACUGGCUGUGCCGCGUGGUGAAGCACCUACAGGUGUUCGCCAUGUUCGCGUCCGCCUACAUGCUGGUGGUCAUGACUGCCGACCGCUACAUCGCGGUGUGCCACCCGCUCAAGACCCUGCAGCAGCCCGCGCGCCGCUCGCGCCUCAUGAUCGCCGCCUCUUGGGUGCUGAGUUUCCUACUGAGCACGCCUCAGUAUUUCAUCUUCUCCAUGAUCGAAAUCGAGGUGAACAACGGCACCAAAACCCAAGACUGCUGGGCUACCUUUAUCCAGCCCUGGGGUACCCGUGCCUACGUGACCUGGAUGACCAGCGGUGUCUUCGUGGUACCUGUGGUCAUCUUGGGUACCUGCUAUGGCUUCAUCUGCUACCACAUCUGGCGCAACGUCCGUGGGAAGACGGCUUCGCGGCAGAGCAAGGGCUCUGGGGAAGACGUGGCUCCCUUCCACAAGGGGCUUCUGGUCACACCUUGUGUCAGCAGCGUGAAGACUAUUUCCCGCGCGAAGAUCCGCACGGUGAAGAUGACCUUCGUGAUCGUGACCGCCUAUAUCCUCUGCUGGGCUCCUUUCUUCAUCGUCCAGAUGUGGUCAGUCUGGGAUGACAAUUUCAUCUGGACCG